Molecule: messenger RNA, 11143 nt
Organism: Bactrocera dorsalis (oriental fruit fly)
Lineage: Eukaryota; Metazoa; Arthropoda; Insecta; Diptera; Tephritidae
Product: phosphatase and actin regulator 2
Exons: 13
Coding region: 807-4007 (1066 amino acids)
Biological process (GO): actin cytoskeleton organization
Molecular function (GO): actin binding
Source: RefSeq, a predicted model, not a curated record
GUUUAGUUGAUUUUGAAUCGUCGUACAUGAAUAUUGUGUGUGGAUAUUUUGCGCGAUUUUUUUUUUAAUACAUUGUGACAUUCGGGCGGAAAAUACAAUGAAGUGACCGAUUUGCCGGUUGUUAUUUUAUCUAUUCAACUAUUUCAAUAGUUUGUGUGUGUGGACUUUUAGUUGCGAUAAACAAUAAGUUAAAUAAGAAGGUGCGUGCCCGUGGCGCUAUACAUCAAUGUCUGCUGGUAUGUGAGUUUAGCGUCAUGACAUAAGGAGCAAACCAGUGUGUGUCUAACUGUGUAACUGUGAAGAAGCCAUCAAUAAAGUGAGUGAUAAAUCGAGAUAUCGUGCAAAGUGGCCAUAAAAGUGUUUACAUGUGUUUACUAUCAAUUAAAAAGUGUCACAGCACUCAAGGCGAUGAAGGAGCCGAUAAAUAUUGAUGCGCUUCUCUAAAUGCUUCCGUCACCCCCCAGUGUUUCGUAAAUAAAUAACACCCUGCAGAACAGGAAGAAAAUUCCACUGAGUUCUUGUGUGAGUGCGCGUGGGAGGAAUACGGCCAUCGUGUGUCACGAGCGCGUUCGAUGAGCAAGCAAAAGAAAAGUAAAGAAACCGCAUGAAUAAUUCAAUAAGGAAACACAAAGUGCAAUAUAAAUUGAAAGUCGCGUACUUAUGGGCAUUGCUACGCCGCUCAAACGCCCCAUUAAUGACCUGAACAACAAUAAUUAGUUUGAAACUGCAAAUAAAAAAUAAUAACAAAUUAAAAGUGCUAAGAAUCUAUACGGCAGUGGUAAGACGACAACAACACAACUGCCGCUAUGUCGAUGCGCAGCAAUAAGUUGAACUCGUCACAGUCGGCGUAUCCGCCGCCGCCGCAAUCGCCGCAGCUGCAAUACCUGCCGCACCAUCAGCAUCAGCAGCAGCAGCUGCUGCAGCAAUUGCAACAGCAACACAAAUUCCAGCAGCAGCAACAGCAGCUGUCACAAUCGCCGCCAAGCGUCUCACAGCAGCAUCAGCACCAGCACCAGCCGCCCAACGCCACCAACAGUCGCAACAACUUGGCCACACUGGUCGCGGCCAUUAACAAUGAGAACGGCUAUCAGCUGUCGGCGGCCGCGGGCAACUCGCCAGCCAUAAAUGUGACGUCGCCGCCCUCGUACUCGGCAGCCAUCGCGGCUGGCAACGGCGCGGGCGGUGGCGGUGGUGGCGGCAGCAUGAGCGCGCCCAUAUUGGAGGGCCACAAAACGAAUGCUUCACCAUUCCAGUUUCUAAAUCACUACCAGGCACAGGAUCUGGCCAACUUGCCGAACUCACAGUUGGUGGUGGAUGGUGGCGGUGGUGUGGUUGCUGAGGAGGAUGUCGAUGAGUUGGAUCCGCAGCAGCAGUUGUGUGUGGUUGCCAAAAUGCAGAAGUCUGUAACGAUUACCGUUACGCCGCAGCGCAGCAACUCCAUGGACUAUUUGAAUUUUGAGGAGAAACGUCAAUUGAUCGCUUCGUCACUAUCCCUUUCGGAUAUCUUGCAUUGUAAUCCAGCUGCGGCUGGCAAGGAGGCGGCUGCCAAUGCUAAUGGUGAGUUGUCCCCAAACCACCAAAAUCCACAAUUCUCCACACUGCAAUCCCCCAAAAAGCAAAAUGGUGCUGCCCUGCGUACAAACAGUCUCGGCUCCGGCACACGCACACCCCCGCUCGAGCGCAAAAGCAAGCUGAGUGCUUUGGGGCGAUUCUUCAAGCCGUGGAAGUGGCGGCGGAAAAAGAAGAGCGAAAAAUUCGAAGCAGCUUCCAAGUCACUUGAACGCAAAAUAUCGGUACGUGCCAAUCGUGAGGAGCUUGUGCAGAAGGGUAUACUGCUGCCAGAGAGUCCACUGGGGAACAUACAGGAGCCAGGUGAGGAUGUGUACUUCAAUUCCAAUGCUAACACAUCCAACAACAUGGCCAAUGGCUCCAUCCUUUCGGUCGCCAAUAAUAAUAACAACAACAAUAACAGUAAUGGCAGCGCACUGCAAAAUUCCAUAAACACCACAACGGCUGGCAGCGCCGGCGGCGCACUAAUUAGCCAGCAGCAGUUGGCACAGCAGCAGCAGCAACAACAACAGCAACAGCACCAAAUGGUGAACGUACCCACAUCCAUAUCCGUGCAACAGUUCAAUGCAAUGAACGGUGGCAACAACAACAACGGCAGUAAUAACGGUGUCGGCGGUGUCAACAAUUCCAGCGGCAGCAACGGCCAGAACGGUGGCGGCGGCGGCGGCGACGCAUCACCCAUGUCGAACGUGCCGCAUUCGCAGUCAGCGCCACACCAGCUGGGGCAGCCGCCGCCGCUAACGCCGCUGGCACAGCAUCAUCAGGCGUUGGCGCAACAGUUGCAGCAACGAUUUGCCAUAAGCAAUAAUAACGAAACCAGAAAAGACAAGACUGAUGCACCACACGGUGGUAAUGGCGCGGCGCUAUCACCCCAAACCGAACAGCCAUCAGGUCAGAGUUCGUUGCUGCCACCACCCGGCGGUGGCAAUAGCGGCGCGCAAUCGAAUCACAACCACGUGACACCACACGUCGCUGGUGGCGGUGGCGGCAAUGGUGGCAACAGCGGCGGUCGUGAUCAGCAUGACGGCGCUCCACGCACACAGAAUUCCAAAUUGGAACGCCCCAAUACGCUCGGCACCGGCAAGGUGUCACGUCGCGUAAACAUUUGUUAUCAUAAUGAGCACUAUCCCGAUGGCGGCGCUGCAGUGAACAAUGUAAUCGGGGGACCGCCCGGCAGUACACCGCCACCGUACACAGCCGAUGGUAAAAUGACGAACGCCCAAGGUGGCGGUGGCGGCGGCAGCGGCAAUGUGGGGGCUGGCGGUGUUAUGCUCUCCGAGUUGCCAGAACCACCGAUACCAGUGUCCGAGAUUGGUCCAAUCCCACCGCCGCCCAUGUUCUCCACACCGAGUCCAACAUUGAUAGCUGGGCGCGCUCAUGGGCCGGGUGCGAUGAAUGAUCAAGGUUAUCAGGAUUAUGAUUAUGACGAUCAAGAGCCUGACGACGACCAGCUAGACUCGGAUGAGGAGUAUAUGUUCCAGUUGCGGCAGCAACAACAAUCAUUACAUCCCAAUCAUGUCGAUACACAGCGCGUUGAGGAAAUUCCAGCCAAAGAGCCAAAACCAAAUGCAGUUCCUCUCAAGUCGGCGCUGAAGAAGAAGCCCGGCCAAACGUCCACCUCAUCGCCGGCCACGCCUACACAGGACCACAGCAAUGCCAAUGGCAAUGUGCAGCAAGGUGGUGGCGGUGGCGGCGGCGGUCCAGCAACAUCGGCCAGUCAGCGCCCGCUGGUGGUGCGUCAAGACGCAACAAACAGUUAUUCGCUCAAGCCAAUACUACGACCACGGAUUAGAAUAUGCAGGCAGCAGGUGUUCAACAUCAAUCUGCCGUGCACCGUCGAGAACAAGGAGAACACUCGCCCGUUUGUGAUACGCGAGAGCAGCAGCGACAGCGACGAGGGCGACGGGCGCAUACUCUAUCGCGACGACGACAAUGACCGGCAGGCGAAGAUUGCGCGCAAGGAGUCACUGUCGCUGAAGCUGCAGCUGCGGCCCGACAAGCAGGAUCUGAUUAACCGCAACAUUCUGCACCAGGUGACCGACAAUGAGAUCAAGGAGUCGAAGGAGGCCAUUGGCGCACGUCUCAUACGCCGACUGUCGAUGCGACCCACAGCCGAGGAGUUGGUGGAGCGCAAUAUCUUAAAGACACAAUCACCCGCCGAAGAGAAGAAGCAAAAGGAGGAGAAGAAAUCGUAUUUGCUGCGAAAAUUGAGUUUCCGACCCACCGUCGAGGAGCUGAAGGAGAAGAAAAUCAUCCGUUUCAACGAUUAUAUUGAGGUGACACAGGCGCACGACUACGAUCGGCGUGCGGACAAGCCAUGGACAAGACUGACGCCGAAGGAUAAGGCUGCCAUACGGAAGGAAUUGAAUGAGUUCAAAUCGUCGGAGAUGGCGGUGCACGAGGGUAGUCGGCAUUUGACGAGGUUCCAUCGGCCAUGACAAAUGCAAGGGCAGCAAACGACACUUGCAACAGCAGCCACGUCAGCAGCAACAUCAGCGAAAAACUCAUUUUCCAAAUGCAACCAACACAAUUUUGUGCUCGAACAGCAAAAGCGCCAACAACAACAGCAGCAAAAGUUCGAGCGUGAUGGCAUAAAAACGAGAAAAUGAAAUAUAAGAAAAUAAAAACAAAAAAUUCCCAAAAAAAAUUCAAAACUUCACAGAAAAAUGGAUAAAAAAAUUGAAAAAUGAAAUGCUCAAAGACGGCAAAGCAAAAUUGAAACAAAAAAAAAACAAACGAACACAACAAACACACACACACAAAAUGUGAAUUAGAUUGUUGAAAGGAAAUGAGCAUGAGCGUAGAAGAGGUUAAGAGAAAACAAAGACAAAUUGCAAAAAUGGCAAAUAAAUUUCUAUUUCUACAGUAAAAAGUUAGUAAAAGAUAAAAGUAACAAAAAAACAAAAACAACUGAAAAUAAGUUAAAGCAUAGAAGAAGCCGUUAGCAGGCGCGAAGUUUAAAGUAUAAACGCUAAGGCAGUAAGGCGACCAAAAGCCAAUAAAUAAGUAAAUAAAUAAUAGCAUAAAGUUGACGACAGUAGUGACAGUAACAAACGCAACAACAACAGCAACAGCCAACAGCAGUAGCAGUUUCUAACGAUUUAGCAUUUGGGGUUUCAACACAACAACAACUGCAGCGCAAGCAGAAGCGAAAACGAAAGCAAAAACCACAAACAACAAACAAUAUUAAAAUACACAAACAAAAUGGACAGCAGUGCUACUGAGCAACGCUUGUACGGCAACUUGUCCGGCUUUGCCGGGAGCUGAGCAAUGCGCAUCAGCGCUAAAUACCUGCUUAUUUGUCGUCGCUGUGGCAGAAUGGCUGCAAAUCCACUUAGCGCCACGACGGCAGCCGCGCAGGAUAGCAAAUGUACUGGACUGGUGGACGGACGAGCUUAGUGCCAUGCUGUGGCAGGAGGAAAGUGUGUGUGUGGGCAGCAAAUUGCUCAGCACGAGUUUAGACAGACAGGUCAGUGCCACAAAAAAUAUCCAUUCCAACAAAAAAAAAAACGGCCACAACAACAACAAUAACAACAUCAGCAACAACUAAAGCAGUUAUGCAAACAAUUUCGCCAUGGCGAUAGUAAUUUUCCACAACAACAACAAUGACGAUACUAAACUCGAAUUGCAGGCGCAACAGCAACAACAACGUCAGUCAGUAACGCCACUAAUGACAAUUAUGCCGGUGCAGCUGCGCAACAACCACAACAACAACUACAACAAUAUAAAGCAGUAGCCAGUAGAAUUUUAAUUUGUCCAUUAUGCCGCCGUAAAGUUGAAUGGCGGCGCACACUUUCGGGCAUUUGAAGCACACUUAAGCAUAUUAUUGUUAUUUACAUUGCAGCAGCGAGCAGGGGUCCAGCCAGGCGCUCAUUGAAUGACAUGACGCAAAGUUUUCCACCAGCACUUGUCUGCGAGACUGUUGCAGCAGCAUUUUCCACUUGCCCUUUAUGUUAAGUUACAUUGUUGUUUGUCUUUUGUAGCGCUUGUUUACAUGCUCCGCAAAAUGCGAGCCCCAAAUAUUUCAUUAUAACAUAUACAUAUGUAUUCUAUUCUAAAUGUAAUUUGUAACUAGCAAACGUAAUUGUAAUUCGUACAAUAAAUCUGUUUUGUAAACUUAAUAUCUCUAAGAACAAAUAAAACCGAAAAGUACUCACAGCAAUGACAGACUCACAAAAUGUAAUAUUAAAUUAGAACUUUGAAGCACCGUUGAGCAGGCAAAUAUAAGCCGCACACUUACAUACUCACAUUGGAAGUGCGGCGAAUAUUUAUGCUCGAGUCAAUGGAAGGCGACAGAAGAUGUGUGCGAAGUCAAUAUCAAGAAAAGAUUCAUACGAAGGUGCUCUAAAGCAAUGGGAAGAUUGAGUUUGUUGUGGUGACUGCAGUGAGGCCCAAUAAACGAAUCGAAAGGUUGGGGCGCGUUUCAUUGUGUCAGGAUUCUUUUUUAACGUAAACUUCACAGCGGCAUUAUUAUAAUGUGCAGGCAAGCCUUACUAAAAGCUUAGCAUAGAGUUUCUUUCGGGUUUUUGGAAAAGGAAAGUAAAUUUAAAAAUAGAAAGAAUUUUGGUACCGGAUUUGUAGAGUGUUUUUGGCACCGGAAAAUAAAUUUUAUAAUAGAAAGGGCUUCAGUACCGGGUCAGUAGCGUCUUUUUGAAACCGAAAAGUUAAUUUUUCAAUUUUUUUGUUUGUUGUUUUUUUUUUAAUUUUUUUUACACUUAUUUACUUUCAUCCCAGUCAUGAAAGGUUUACACAUUUGGCUUGUUAGCGCUUUCUUCAAUUCUUUGCUGCGGAAAAUUAAGAAAAACACUCAAAUUUAGACCACAUUUAGUUGCAUAAGAAACUUUAAUAUUUAAUAUAUAAAUAUACAAUUUAAUAAAUUGAAUUUUCGUUGACGCCAAUUGGGCCCUUGCAGAGUUAAAGUUACAUUCCAUUUGUAUAUAAAUUCAUGCAAUAAAUAACAGAAUAAAUAAAGCCACACAAUUAAGUGACUCUUCCGCUUCCUUACCACAGCUUCAAGAAAUAGAAGAAAAAAACUUUUUAAUUAAAAAUUAAAAUUUUAAAUUAAAAAGAAAAAAUAUUUUAAAUUUAAAAAAAAUAUUUUUUAAGUGACCUUUUCUGCUUUUAGAGCAAAAUUUAUGCCUUCCAGGCGGUGUUCCAAAUUAAAUUAGCUACUGUUUUGUUAUGUAAGUGCUGCUUUGGCAAAAUUUCGCUACUUCGCUGCUAAAUACUAAAUCAGCGGCAUUUCUUGGAACUUAUUACCAGUUAUGUGCUGUCAUUGCUGGAGUCAGAGCUUGCAAAACACGUUAUUUUCUGCAGGAAAAUAAUUUUUGUUUGUUUUGCAGAGCGGCGCUGAGUUUGUUAUGUCAAUAAUUAAUAAUUUUUGCUUUUUUUAAUUUUAUAAAUUACUGAUUUGGGCAGUAACAAGAACAAAAACAUUCAAAGCGUGAUUUUAGUACUUUUAUUGACGAACAUGGAUUUCCUAGUAAUUUUAAAAAACAUUAAGAAGACACAACAGGAAUAUUAAAAUAAUAAUACUUGGAAAUAUUGCGAGCUGAGGCAAUUUCUACAAAUUUAUUUCAAUUCUUAAUUCAAAAAUUCAGUUUUUUUUGUAUAUUUUUUUUUUUAUUGCAUUUUUUCUGUAUUUUUCAUAAUAUCUUUACACACUAAUUUUGUUUUUAUUUUUUUUUUUGUGAAUUAAAACAAAUAUUUUUUUUAUUCAAAAAUAUACAUAUUUUUUUAAUUAUUAUUAUUAUAUUAUUAAUAAUUUUAAUAAUUAAUUUUUCAAUUGUAAAUUUAAAAUUUAAAACCGCACAUACAUACAUACAUUUCUUUCUGUUUACAAACAUAUUUGUUAGCUUUAAUUAAAAUUAAUAAAUCAAUACACAUACAUACAUACGUAUUUAUUGUACAAAAUUACAACGGCGUAGGCCAAACAUACAUCCAUACAUGUCGAUAUAUGUAUGUACAUAUGUACAUAUAUGUUUGCAUAGAGUCAGCUGUUUUUGAGUGGAUUUUCUUGCAAAAAGCACUGCUUAAUAUUUUGUAAAACUGUAUUUUAAACAUACAUACAUACACACAUACUAAUAUUUGCUUAUGUCCGUCAUAUAUGCCGCUAUGUGUGAGAAUAUCGCAAAGCAAAAAACAAAACAUAUUAAUAACUGUUUAAUAAAUUGCAAAUUAACACAUACACACAUAAAUGAGUACAUACAUAUUUAUGUAUGAAACGAGGCAGAAGGCGCUAAAGUCAUUUGUGAAGUCAACGCAGAACCAGAUAUUAAUUCGUAUUUGCGCUUGUAUUGUAGCGAAAAUGUGUUAAAAUAGAAGCGUAGAGUGGAGUUGGCAAAGCUUUGCAACAACAAACAAACGCCGCUCGGUUAUAAGCAAUAAGCCGACAUGCGAGUUCUGCUCCCACAAAUAUUUUAUUAAGUUUAAUAUUGUGUCAAUAACUACUUGAUUACUGUACUGUUAUAUCGAUGAACUACUUUUUUCUUAACAUAUCGUUAAUUGUACGAGUUUUACAUAUAAUUAGGUUUGUUAAUUCUGUGUUUCUUUUUUUCAUAUUUUUUCUUUUUGUUUUUUUUCGUACAACAAAACUGUUUGUGUAAUUAGUAAUGAAAUGAGCUACUUUCCGUUAAUCAUAUACGAUUGAAAUGUAAUUAUUGCUAAUUUUAAGAUAUAUUAAAAUUCAUUUAAUUGUAAUUAAACGUUAAAUACAAAGAGAGCGAAUAGUAGGUGGGGAGAGGAGAGUAGCAACCAAGUGAAAAAUUAUAUAUUGCAAAUAAAUGCAAAACAAAAUACAAUUGAUCAUUAUGAUAAAUUUUAAAUGAUAAUGAAUAAACAUACAUACAUACACAGAAAUGCAUAAAUACAUAACUGUAAAUGCAAACAUAAUUAAUUGAUAGUAUUGACAAAGAUUUGUACUAUUACAAGAUACGAAAAGAAAAAAAUUAAAUGAAAAUAAAAAUAAAAACAAUAAACAUUUAAAUUGAUUUAAUUAAAAUUAAAAUUUAUCUUUUUAUUUACUGCUUUGCUUCUACCACCCAUCAUCAUCAAUGGCAUGUUUUCUCAGCGCUGAACAGAAAACUCAGAUAUCAGUGCGAAAGAAAUAGAGUAGGGUCUCUGGAAGUCUUUUAAAUAUGUGUGCUAUAUGUGGUCCAUGAAAUAUUUUAAUUAUAUUUUGAAAUUUUUAAAUAGUGAAGAAUAUCUUAGAUCUCGAUUACCGAAAAAUAGCUGCGCUAUCGUUCCACAAUAUUUUGAAAUUUUGAAAAACUUUGUAUUUUUAAGAAAUUUCAACCCAUUCGGCUUAAUAUUGAUAUUUUCUAUUAAGCUCCUAAAAACUUUUCGAAACAAAUUUCACACAUUUUGUAAAGAUUAGGCGCUUAAGGGGGUGGGUAUUAUAGUCAAGAAAUAUUAAAUAUCUAAAAUAGUUUUCUUGGAUAUUUUUACAGUUUAGAUAUUAAAAAAAUAUUUUUUUUCCAUACUGUCGCCAUUUCCAUAGCUCCAGACAUUGCGACAAUAUUCUAGAUUAAUAUUGACACAUAUUAUAUUUCUUCAGACCCGCAAUUUAUCAGCUUCUAGUUUUUGGAAAUUCAUGCCUCUAGACUACAAAACUUCCUUUAAAAAGAAAUCCAGCCCAAGUUUGUUAUUUGAUACUUUUAUACAUCAUUUUUAUUUUCUAACAGGUGUCACCAGCUGAUUUCUCACGUGCUUAGCAAGUUAUUAGUGUUGGUAUUCAUAAAAAAUCAUAUUAUAAGCGCGCCGUUGAAUUUAUUUAUAUUCUUUAAAGUUCUCUAGUGUGCAACUGGUUUUUGUAGAUCUCGCCAAAUAAUCCGAAGCUUUUACAAAAUUUAAAAACUCAUUUUCUUCUUUCACUCUUUUUCCGCUUCUACUACAUCAUCAUACUAGAUUUAGUUAUACUAUCUUCAUAUUAAACUCAUUAGAAGGAUGAGAAAAAAAUUAAAAACUGAAAAAUAUUACUAAAAAUUAUUUCUUAUUAGCAUAAUAACUAUAAUUUAAAAUAAAAGCAUAUUUUAACCUCAAAAGGACCAGUUGGACAGACCACACGAGUAAAUAAUGUUAUUUUUUUUAAGUAAAUAAUACAAUAUUUUUUUAAUUGCAAGCAACUUUGUAAAAAAUAACAUUUUUCAUAAAUAAAUCAUAAUUCAAUAAAAAAUUUUGCUUUGUUAGUAAAUUCGCCUCAGUGACCAUUUCAUUUUGUAUAUUCAAAGAAUGUUAAUGUACAUUAAUGUUAAUGCUCACUGCAGCCAGAAAUAUGUUAACACGCGCUGCUACAGCCUACGAAUAUGGUUCAAUACCGACAUUCAUAUGUUAACAUGCUCUGCUACAGCCUAACAUUUGCUGGAAAAUUAAUUAACAUGAGAGCUGUUAGUGUUAAACGAAUGGACAGGCUUUCUAGGUAUAAAUAUAAGUAUGUGGCAAGCAACUCUUCAAAGUGAGUCAAAAAAAAAUUUUAACACAUUGAAAACACAUAUAUUUGAUAACACAAUAAAAAUAAACGAUAUAAAAUUAUCGAUAAAUCGUAUAUAUAUGUACAUUAUAUACAAAACAAUGAAUAACCACUAAAGAGAAUAAUAAAAAAAACUACACAUUAAAAAGUUUCAGUAUUCUAAAGUAUUUCUAUAAAACUUUUGGUAGUAUCUAAAAACAAGUAAGCAUAAGAAUGUAGACCCAACAAGCUAACAAUAUAAAUAAAAGAGGGUUUCUAAAUAUAUUUUCACUAGAGGAAAGUGCACAGGUGCAGCUAUGAAGGCUUCAAUCACUAACACAUAUAUAUGUAAAUAUAUUCUAAAAAAAGAAAAACAAUUAAAAUAAGCAAAAUUGUGAUUAUGAGUGGAUGUAAUUGAAAUCAAGCGUACCGACCUUAGAAUAAAUGGAGCAUGUUUGCUUUUUGAAGCUGCCUGUCUUCUAACACUAUGCGCUUAGCCUCAGUUAGCAUAUUUGGAGCAUAAGAUUUCGUACGCUUUUCAUGGUCAAUUCGUCUAUGUAAUGUUGGUAUGUAUUAGACUACGUUAUGUUCGCCAAAUGCGAAGUUGAUGAAGUUCUGAAAAUAAAUGGCAUUCAAAAAAGCUUUCGGGCAUUGCAAUGGAAAGCCAUACUUAAAGAACAGGAAACACUUAUUCAAAAAGAGGGAAAAAAGAAAACUAUGAAUUAUUGAAAACAGUUUGAAAACUGCUCUAAACACUUUGACGGGUAUUUUGCUACAAAACACAAACUAUAAUUUUUAUACUUCUAUCUCUAUAAAGUAUAAUAUUAAGGCGUUGUUCAGAGAGAGCCUCCGAUUUCCAGCUUCUCAAAUGGUUUUUGAAAUUACCAAUAUUAGAAGCAGCAAUCCCAACAACCAACGCCUUUAAGAAAGGUUGAUGUUUAAAUUACAUAUAGCUCGGCUCAUUGAUAUGUGGAUCGUAGUAUCGAAAUUUUGUUAAAACACCCCAAAACGCACACAAACUUUACGCCGGUGUUUCAGUAAAUGUUUUUGUAAAAGCAAUUUGAUAAGAGUGGAACGGUUAGAAGUGAUAAAAGCACACGUAAAUAAUUUAAUUGAAGGCAGUUUGCA